This is a messenger RNA of Paramecium pentaurelia, 1377 nucleotides long. NCBI's taxonomy places the organism in Eukaryota, Ciliophora, Oligohymenophorea, Peniculida, Parameciidae. The record is from the annotation of a GenBank genome assembly.
GAUGAAUCUCUUUAAAUAGAAGGUGACAUACUACUAUGAUGAAGAAUUCGGGACAUUCAAUUAUUCUACAACACAUCCAAUGAAGCCAUUAAGAGUUGCUAUUACUGAUGAUUUAGUUGGUCACUAUGGAUUGAAAUAACAUAUGAAUUGUAUUGUAAGACAUAUAAAUUUGAAUAUUUAGGAUUAAUCUUUUGUAUAAACAUAUAUAAAAAGAGUAGAUGAAGAUGUAUUAACUUAAUUUCAUUCUUAUGAAUAUAUAGAUUUAAUUAAGAUAAUUACACCUGAAAAUAAAUGUUAAUAUGAGGAUCAACUUUAUAGAUGUAAAAUUUAACUUUAAAUUUAGUUAAUUUUAUGGAGGAUUGUCCAGUAUUAGAUAGGUUGUUUGAUUUUUGUUUAUGUUAAACUUCAGGAUCUGUAGGUGCAGCUUGUGUCAUAGCUGAUUAAAAAAGCAAUAUUGCAAUUAAUUGGAGUGGAGGAUUACAUCAUGCCAAAUAAAGUGAGGCUAGUGGAUUCUGUUAUGUUAAUGAUUGUGUGCUUGGGAUAUUAGAAUUAUUAAAAACAUAUUAGAGAGUACUUUAUGUAGAUAUUGAUAUUCAUCAUGGAGAUGGAGUAGAGGAAGCAUUCUAUUUAACUGAUAGAGUGAUGACAUGUUCUUUUCAUAAAUUUAAAGAAUAUUUUCCAGGAACUGGACAUAUUGAUGAUGUUGGACAUGAUAAAGGAAAAUAUUAUGCAGUUAACUUUCCUUUGAAUGAAGGUUUAAAUGAUGAUUCAAUCUAAUAUAUAUUCAAACCAGUCAUUGAUAAAAUUAUGGAAAACUUCAGACCUGAUGUAGUCAUGUUAUAAGGAGGUACAGAUAGUCUUAGUGGUGAUCGAUUAGGGUGUUUUAAUUUAAGCAUUAAAGGUACAAAUAUAAUAUUAUAAUAGGACAUGGAACUUGCAUUGAAUAUUUAAAGAAAUUUAAUGUACCAAUAAUAAUGGUAGGAGGUGGAGGCUAUACUCUUAGAAAUGUUCCCAGAUGUUGGACAUAUGAAACUUCUCUAGCAUUGAAUGUUCCUAUAUAAGAUAAUAUUCCUGAUGAAUCUGAUUACAAAGUAUAUUUUGGACCUGAAUAUAAAUUACAUUUACCAAUUUCGAAUAUGGAAGAGCAAAAUUCUAAAGAUUAUUUGGAAAAAAAUAUGUAAGUUUGAUAAAUAAUCAUUUAAAGUGUUUAAAUUUUAGAUAACCUCAAAUAAAUAAAUCCUGGUUGUGCUUAAAUUGAUCAUUAUGCAAUUGGAAAGGAAAGCAGAAAGAAGGUUGAUUAUUAAGAAUUGUUUUCUGAGUAUAGAGAUAAUAGGGAAGAAAUGCAAAUAGAAUAAAAUUAAGAUCAAUAAGAAUGAA